AUGGCAGCACCUCCUGAAAAGUUCGGUGUGGAGGAGCAUAGAACCAUAGUCACGUGCCUGUUUCUAAAAGGGAAACGUGCCAAGCAGAUCCAUGAUGAAAUGUCGCACACUUUGCUCUACAGUGUGGCCGUUCGUAUGCUACCGCUGUUCACAGACAAGAUUGAGGCAGCCCACCAGUCUGAGGAGCAAGCCAAUGAGCUGCUGAGCACUCAGGAGAAGAAGAUGAAAGCUUCCCUGGAACCUCAGAAAGGGGAGCCACUGCCUGCCAGCCAACAAUCUGCGCUUUCUCAGGCUGAUGACCUUGAAGAAACCCUUAUGAAAGCCCUUCAGAAAGCUGGCAAGCACAUGGAACAUAGCAUAGUGUGUGCCUACAUUGCCUUGCUCCUUGGCUGUGCUGUCCAGAAUAACAAGCGCGCUUGGGGUCAACCAGAAUCCAGCUGCUCCAGCUCGCUGGUUCCCUGUCAACAAGGACGAAUGGGGUAGCAAAUGAAGCUAAAGUAAAGGCUUCCCAAGGUCAUCGCACAUGGUGG
Messenger RNA from Dermacentor silvarum, 530 nucleotides. Its product is annotated as wings apart-like protein homolog. The coding region runs from base 1 to 483 and encodes 160 amino acids. NCBI's taxonomy places the organism in Eukaryota, Metazoa, Arthropoda, Arachnida, Ixodida, Ixodidae. The transcript is spliced from 4 exons. Gene Ontology annotation, biological process: regulation of chromosome condensation. The record is from RefSeq and is a predicted model, not a curated record.